AUGGUCCGGGAUUGUCGGGAAGCGAAAUGUUUCGAAUGCGGGAAAUUUGGUCAUAUAGCCCCUUAUUGUCCGGGUAAGCAAGAGAAAUUGCGAUGUGCCAGCUGUGGAAGUUUUGGUCAUAAUAAGGAAGAAUGUAAUACGGGAAGUUAUAAUACCCGAGGGGGAUUUCCACAAAGGGGAACGGGACAAAGUACUUCAACUGUGCGAACUAUUGAAAGAGCCAGAGUGGAGGGGUUGGGGGUAUCUAAGCUACAAGGCGUUGGAGAGCACACAGCGGAAUGUUUUAAAUGUCAAGAACAGGGACAUGUAGCGAGAGAUUGUGGUAAUUGCUGA
This is a messenger RNA of Gordionus sp. m RMFG-2023, 333 nucleotides long. RefSeq names its product DNA-binding protein HEXBP-like. The transcript has a single exon. Gene Ontology annotation, molecular function: zinc ion binding; nucleic acid binding. The record is from RefSeq and is a predicted model, not a curated record. Lineage: Eukaryota; Metazoa; Nematomorpha; Gordioida; Chordodea; Parachordodidae. Bases 1 to 333 code for a protein of 110 amino acids.